Molecule: messenger RNA, 4592 nt
Organism: Haliaeetus leucocephalus (bald eagle)
Lineage: Eukaryota; Metazoa; Chordata; Aves; Accipitriformes; Accipitridae
Gene: ATRIP
Product: ATR interacting protein
Exons: 12
Coding region: 23-2125 (700 amino acids)
Biological process (GO): DNA repair; DNA damage checkpoint signaling
Source: RefSeq, a predicted model, not a curated record
AAGCAGUACAGAAGAUAGUCUGAUGAGAGAUGCGUUCCAGUUUGAAGUACUGCAAACACAGCAUGAAGAAAUUAAACAGAAGCUGAAAGAAAUGCAGGAUGAAAUUCUUACUAAAAAUGGAGAAAUUAAAAUUUUGCGUGACUCAAUGCAGCAGAUGGAGUAUGCUAUGGAGGAACAGAAAAGAUCAUACAUGCUAUUGGAACAGCAAAAAACUCAGACCUUAAGUGAAAAAGAAAAAGAGUUCUCCAAAAAGUUACUGUCAUUACAGUCAGAGUUGCAGUUCAAAGAUGCAGAAAUGAAUGAAUUAAGGACACGACUUCAGAACUGUGAAAGAAAUAAACAUGUUACUCAGACAGUUUUAAUGCCAAGCCCUAAAAAGAAUCUUGCGAUACAAGUGAAAUCAGAAGGAUGUUCUCCGCAGCCUGGAAAAAGAUCUUUUCCUACAAAGGAAUCCUUCAGUGCUGAAAUGUCCACUAGACCAUCGUGUUCUUCAGGAAAUUUGAUUGCCCCAGCUACUUUGAUCAAAGAAGACGGUAAGAUAACCCAUCCUGAAGUUUUAGCCAUGAAGCGUGAAGCAAUGGGAAAAAACGGUUCCUACAACUCUGUACCUAAACGAAACGCACGAGGUUCUAUCUUACUAAAUGCACUGAUGAAGCAGCCCAUUGUGCCUGGGUCAUUACUAGGACUCUGCCACCUUCUUAGCAGUAACUCUGAGCCUUCACCUGGAGCUGUAUUGCAGCCUAAUUAUUUGGAUAUAAAGUCCACACAACUACCCAGCAGCAGGACAGCUCAAGAAGAAACUGCACCUCUUGUAUCCCUGCGAGAAGCUCAAGAACUUGCAAUAACAGGACUGAACUUGAUUGCUAUGGACGAAGGAUUAUCUGAAGGAAGCCCAACAGAAAGCCGGACAGAGUUCUCACACCUCACACGCUGCAAGAUCCGAGGCGCUGUGCAUCUCUUGCCCUUGGUAGAACACCAUAUUGGUGCAUACUGUCAAGCUGUACAAUUGGCGGCCAAGUCAGUCAAUGGUUCUUGUGGAAACCAUUCAGCUGUUUCUUCCAGAACCAACACAAAUAUGGGGUCAAGUAAGGAGGACUUCAGGUUGUCUCUUGAAGAAACUACAGUUAUAUCACUGGGUAUUCUUUAUUAUUUGGCGUUUUAUAGCUGGGAUGUUGUCCACACAUUGCUAUCUACUGAAGUGGAAAAAAGUUCUGCUGCUGGAGAUGAACAGGUUUCCAAGAUGGACAAAAAUGUGCUGUGUGAUAAUCAGUGUGAUAAUAAAGAAGAUACCAGGACACAAGGAGGGCUGCCUGUAGCUCCACAGGAUGCUCCCAAUAACGAUCGAGCUCAACAUUCUUUGUUUAAAAAGCUGCUUCAGGUUUUAGGUUUUUCUGCUGCAAGAGGCUCCCAAACUGAUAGUAUACUGAACCAAAGCCUAAAAGUUUUGGUGAAAUUAGCUGAAAAUUCAACAAUGGACUUACUAAUAAAUUUUCAGGACUUACUGAGUAGCCAGAUACUGUUCCGUUGUCUGUGUCCAGAGACUCCUUUGCCUGCUGUCCUUUUGACCGUGAGACUGUUGUGUAUUCUUGCUCAGCACCACACGUUAGUUGCUCAACUUUGUUCUCAUUCAGACACCUGCCUUCUUCUUGCACUGUACAUGUAUAUUACAUCAAGACCAGAUAAAACAGCAUCUGAAAUGCUUUGGCUUCAGCUGGAACAAGAGACAGUUAGACUCCUGACAAGGUGUAUGCGGUGUUCCAGUCCAGCGGUUUUAUUACCUGGUACAGACUGCCAAUGUAAUCUUGAGGUGGUUAAGGCACUAAUCAUAAUGUUACAUAGACAGUGGAUGAAGAUUAGAAGAUCUGAGAACAGUUUGUCUGCAUAUAAGGAACAAAUUAUUCAGUUUUUACGGGAUGCUGUUUUACUCUUAUACAGCCUCUCUCAGAAAGAUAAACUGUUUCAUGAACACUGUUUGGAAGUUCUCCAUCAAUAUGACCAAGUCAUGCCGGGUGUAAGAGCCAUUCUCAAAAAGACUCAAAAACUGAGUGCCUGUGAAGAGCUGAUUUUGGAUGAAUUGUAUCCUCCUGAGCCAGAAGCAGAAGACCAAGGAAUGGAUUCCAGCUAGCUAACAUCUAGAAGACAUCUCUGUCCUUCCUCAUCUAAAUCAUAGUAAUCAUUGCCAGUGUAAAUCUGAAAUUUAAAUUGUUUAUUUUAAGUGAUUAUAUAAAGAUUGCACUCAAAUGCAGCACAACUAAGACACAUUUCUUUGUUGUGAUUUUAUUUAAGUGCCACCUAAACGUAGCUGAAAACCAGUUUUGAUCUAGGAAUUUUACUGCAUGUACUGUUUUGCUGUGCAAAACCAUUCAAUGACUUAUGACUGGUUCUGUUUAUGAAUUUCAUCCUUUAUGAAAUUGCUGUGAAUGGAAUGGAAAGUUCACUGUGUUCUCCAUUUUACUGUGACUGCAGCUGAAUUUAUGAUGCUGAAUGUGCUUAGAUGUUUGGGAUCACUGUGUUCAUAUGGAAGUGUUUUGAACACAUUUGUUUCUUUUGCAGCUGUAACACUUUCUUGCUUGACUUCCAAAAUUUUCAUGUUGAUAUUAGUAAACAGUUUACUGUGAUUUAAAAACCUUUCUACAAAUAAUUUAUAGUUGGCAGUUCAGUUCUGAGCAAGAAAUUCAAAGCUCUGUAAUGAUCACCUGAGUUCACUCAUUUUUCUCAAUUUUGUGAAUCUGCUGAAAGUUAACUAUUGAGAUGCCAAAACAAAAAAUACUAGAACUUACUUUUUAAAAAAGUUACCUUAGAAGAGUAAGAUGGUAAUGUUGAGGAGAGGAUUCUGUCUCACUAGGUGAGAGAAGGAUAUUUAAAUGUGUGGAGAAUGACUGGGUCUUUUUGGCUGUAGUAUCUGGAUAGACACUGCAGUAAAGUUGAAUGAGCAUCUCAUUCCUAGGAUACAGUACUGAAGAUUGGAGGAAGAACUGUUGCUAUACCCUUUCAAGUGUGUAUGAUUAUCAGCUGCCAUACUCAGCUGCAGGUAUCAGCUGAAUCUUAGACCCUAAAAAGGGAAGUGUGAGUGCUACUAAAAUGAGCCUACAGGGUUGUAGUUUUAAAUAAUUUGGAAAGCUUUUUUCAUUUUUUGACAGAUACUCAAUUCAGAAUGAGCCUGGCUCCGGGGACCAGGAGGAGGAGGAGAGACAGUACUACAGUGGGAAAGACGCCCUUGGAAAAUUGGGAAACAUCCGCUUCUCUGGUCAUAACCCAGGGGCUCUGUCCUGCCUUGGUGUGCCUGGGCAAAGAGCCACACUCCAUUGUGCUGAACAAGCUCUUGACUUGGCUUUCACUUUUGAACUUUCCCAGAAACUGCUAUACAGGAAUAACCAGUGUAAUAAUCCAGCAUCUCCCUAGGGCCAAAGCUCUUGGGUACAAAGCUUCACUCCUUCCUCCUACAACACAGCCUAGGGCUAAGCCCCCUCCUCAUUGAGCAACAGCUAGCAGAGCUCCACCAGGCAUGGCCUGUUCAUUUCUAUAAAACACAAGUUGCCAACUGCUCCUCUCAGUAACAGGUUUCAAGUCCCUUGUAGCAUCUGGAGAACUGCCAUUUUCCUGCUUAAAUGCAGCAACAAAGGAUGCACAGGCACAUAACACCAAAGCCUUCUGAGUCCAUGUAUGCUUGCAUGGUAACUACCCAAGAACUGCCACCAGAGCACUGGGCAAGACAUGCUACAGAAGUUUCAGCAUGACAUAAAACCAUUUGACUUGUCUGCUUUAGAAAAAAAAAAACAACCAAACCCAAAACACAGCGCUUCCUGGCCUUUAGGAUUAGAGAGAAGGGCUUGAGAGUGUCAGGUAAAAGCCCCUUCCUUACUCAAAACCAAAAUAAUCAUUAAGGUAAUUCUUUAAAAAUAGCCCUAUGAGCAUAAGCAGUAGUAAAGCAGUAUCUGGCAGUUAGCCUGCUGUGAGUGGCAAACUUAGAGCUGUCCUAACAAAGAUACAAUAGUCAGUAUCCCAAAAUGCAAUGACCUGCCAUCACUUUUCAACUGGUCUAAAUUUCUCUAAACAUAAUUUGAGUUUAUAGCAAUAAGAUGCAUUUAAACCCCUUCUUUGGGUGAACAGACCAAAUAAAUUGUUAAGAGGAGUCUGGAUGAAAACCAGUUAAGGAAUCCCAAAUUGUUGAAGCAAUCCAGUUUAAAAAAAUUUUUAUAAAAUUCCUGGCCUCAUCUAAAGGAUGUGUGUAUGGCAGCUUGGUGAAAGGGAGAAGUGUAUUACUGCUAAACUUUAUAUAAACAGAAGUGUUAUCUGUGGAAAAAAAUGCUAGGAAAAUACCCCUAACUGUUCCCUUCUGGCACUGCAUCCCCUCCCAUCCACCCACUCUAACAGACAACACCCUAAUGUGUACAUCUACACUCUGAUUGUUUUCUUCCCACUUUUGACUUUGAAGUGGCAUAGCCCGGGCUAUAUACAAACAAACCAACCCAAAACCCUACACCUUCACUGGCAGAAAUUACAGUAACAUCAUGGUAUUAUGAAAUUAAACUGCAGCUUUUGAAAAUAAAGGCAUUUUCUGUAAGUUAAAAGUUCACACUCCUAAGGAAAAA